GUUUUUUUUUUUUUUACCUCCACAAUGAAACCUAUUAUAAAAGGAAUUGAUCAUGUUGUCAUCAAUGUUUCCAAUAUGGCAAAAUCAUGUCAAUGGUAUGAAACUAUGUUAGGCAUGAAAGCACAUAUCUUUACAUCCCCUUCAGACCCCAGUAAGAAAAGAUAUGCACUUCACUUCGGAGACCAAAAAAUCAAUCUUCAUGAAACUGGUGGUGAUAAAGUGAUUCCUAUAGCUCAACAUCCUCAAUUAGGGAGUACAGAUCUUUGUCUUUGGACAGAUCAACCUGUUCAAUCCAUUCUUGAACAUUGGCAACAACAUCAUCAUCAAUUCUCAAGCGAAGGACCUUUGGUACUGGAAAAUCAUCUUUCCGUUGUAAAAAGAACGGGUGCUACAGGCGAAUUAACUUCUAUCUAUAUUUAUGAUCUAGAUGGGAAUUUGAUUGAGGUCGCCAAUCGUACAAAUGGGUGAAAGUUUCCCCUUUUGUCCCUGCUCUUCUUUCAUUCUCAGCUUACUCAUGCAAUUAGAAUAAAGGUAGAAUUUUUUUUUUUCUUUCAAUCUCU
Halteromyces radiatus is the source of this 560-nucleotide messenger RNA. Its product is annotated as glyoxalase domain-containing protein 5. The transcript is spliced from 2 exons. The record is from RefSeq and is a predicted model, not a curated record. Lineage: Eukaryota; Fungi; Mucoromycota; Mucoromycetes; Mucorales; Cunninghamellaceae. Bases 25 to 468 code for a protein of 147 amino acids.